AUGAAGGUGCAGUUUUUAAUCUGUCUUUUACCGUAUUUGGUCAUUGCGGCUCGUCAUGACACAUGUGAAGGUUCAUGUCAUAUCUGUUCUAAGCAUUCAACGAUUCUUGCAGUAUGUAUCAAGGUUUUAAAUGAUGCAAUGGCCAAAGUGGAUUCCAAAGAUAAGUCUAAUCAGGAUAAAAUUGCCGAAGCUAUUCGACAGCACUGUGGCGGUUUGAAGGGCAAGGAACACAAACUGUGUUUCUACAUUGGCGCCCUACCCGAGUCGGCCACUUCAAUAAUGAAUCAGGUCAGCAAACCCUUAUCAUGGUCUAUGCCAGCUGAGAAGGUGUGUGAAAAGUUGAAACCUAUGGAUGCGCAGAUUUGUGAAUUGAAAUACGAUAAAUCGAUUGAUUGGAAAACGGUGGACUUGAAGAAGUUACGAGCGAAGGAACUGAAGAAAAUACUUGAGGAUUGGGGAGAGUACUGCAAGGGAUGUAAAGAGAAGUCAGAGUUCAUCUCAAGAAUCGAGGAGCUGAAACCAAAAUAUGUGAAGACCGAGCUUUAA
Messenger RNA from Anisakis simplex (herring worm), 546 nucleotides. NCBI's taxonomy places the organism in Eukaryota, Metazoa, Nematoda, Chromadorea, Rhabditida, Anisakidae. The record is from the annotation of a GenBank genome assembly.